Wallemia ichthyophaga EXF-994 is the source of this 669-nucleotide messenger RNA. Its product is annotated as J domain-containing protein spf31. The transcript has 3 exons. The record is from RefSeq and is a predicted model, not a curated record. Lineage: Eukaryota; Fungi; Basidiomycota; Wallemiomycetes; Wallemiales; Wallemiaceae. Bases 1 to 669 code for a protein of 222 amino acids.
AUGUCAGCGGGGUUGAGUGCCUCAGAAACGGCGGAGAUCGACAAGGAAGUAUCUAGAGAAGCGCAGCGUAUAAAUCAAGAAUUGGAAAUAGAGCGUAUACUUAAAUCAUUCAAGCUUAAUCCAUUUGAAGUACUUGAUAUCGAUUAUGGCGUCGAUGAUAAGACUAUUAAGGCAAUUUACAGAAAGAAGUCCUUGCUCAUACACCCUGAUAAAGUAAAGCAUGAGCGUGCGGUCGAAGCUUUCGAUUUGCUGAAGAAAGCCGAGGCUGUGCUUAGUACUCCGGAAAAGAGGUACAAAAUAGACUGCGUCGUCUCCGAUGCAAGAAUGUUCCUCAUAAAGGAUCUCAAGUUACCACUGGGUGUACAUGAUGAUCAUCCAUCGAUUAAGGAAUUGCAUCCGCCGUUUAAACUCCAAGUCAAGGAGAAAAUGAAACAUUUGAUGGUUGAGGAUGAGUUGCGGAGGCGAAGGGCUAUCAAGACACAGCUAGCCAAUGAAGGUGCAGAAGCUCGCAAGAAGGAUGAAGAGAUUGAUAGUAAAAAGCGCAAAGCCGAGGAGAAAAAGGAUUGGGAGUCCAACCGCGAUAACAGAAUAUCAGAUUGGAGAUCAUUCCAAAAGGGCGACAAGGAUAAAAAGAAGCGUAAAAAGGAGAAGAUGAAUGUAUUAGGAUGA